Molecule: messenger RNA, 4333 nt
Organism: Trachemys scripta elegans
Lineage: Eukaryota; Metazoa; Chordata; Testudines; Emydidae
Gene: ZDHHC8
Product: zinc finger DHHC-type palmitoyltransferase 8
Exons: 15
Coding region: 162-2990 (942 amino acids)
Biological process (GO): protein palmitoylation
Molecular function (GO): palmitoyltransferase activity
Source: RefSeq, a predicted model, not a curated record
AUCCCUCUUUCUCACUCCCUUUCUCUCUGCCUCGUCCCUUCUUUUCCCCCUUUCCCUGCCUUGCCUCUGCAUUGGAGGGUCCUCGCAUCUUGCUCUCCCUCCCUUCCCUCCCUCCCUGGUGCCUCUUGGGUUGGAAUACAUAGUGAUGUGUUAACUACAGGAUGCCCAACAGCACUGGAAAGAGGUUUAAACCUACUAAAUACAUCCCUGUCUCCACAGCAGCUGCCUUAUUAGUGGGUUCGACUACUUUAUUUUUUGUUUUCACGUGCCCCUGGUUAACAAGAGCCAUCUCCCCAGCCAUCCCUGUGUACAAUGGGCUCGUGUUCUUGUUCGUACUUGCAAACUUCAGCAUGGCGACUUUCAUGGACCCUGGAGUUUUUCCACGAGCAGAUGAAGAUGAGGAUAAAGAUGAUGACUUCCGAGCUCCACUCUACAAGAAUGUGGAGAUUAAAGGAAUCCAAGUACGGAUGAAAUGGUGUGCCACCUGCCAUUUCUAUCGCCCGCCCCGCUGCUCCCAUUGCAGCGUCUGUGACAACUGUGUUGAGGACUUUGACCAUCACUGCCCAUGGGUCAACAAUUGCAUAGGACGGAGGAACUACCGAUAUUUUUUCCUCUUCUUGCUGUCCUUAAGCACACACAUGGUCGGAGUGUUCAGCUUUGGGCUGAUCUAUAUUUUAAACCAUAUGGAAAAGCUGGGGGCAGCUCACACCACCAUUACCAUGGCUGUCAUGUGUGUGACUGGAUUGUUCUUUAUCCCAGUCAUUGGUCUCACAGGUUUCCAUAUUGUUCUAGUGGCACGAGGGCGUACAACCAAUGAGCAGGUGACGGGUAAGUUCCGUGGGGGGGUGAAUCCUUUCACUCGAGGAUGCUGUGGUAACGUGGAACAUGUGCUCUGCAGCCCUCUGGCUCCCAGGUACAUUGUUGAGCCAAAGAAAAAGCAGGCUGUGAGUGUGAAGCCUCCUUUCUUCAGACCAGAUCUAUCCGAGCGACAGAUCACAGUGAAGAUAAGUGACAAUGGGAUCCAAGCCAAUCUUAACCGAAGCAAGUCUAAAGUUAGCCUGGAAGGUCUGGAGGAUAAAACCAUGGACAUUCAGCCACCUCUGCCUCCCAAAGGAGAUCCAAGCAAGUACUCUGAACUAAAGGGGCAGCUGGGAACCAGUGAAGAGAGUGGUCUUUCACCUAAAUUGAUCAGUCCCCCCACUCCUGCCAUGUAUAAGUAUCGACCAGCUUUCAGCAACAAUCCCAAAGUCCACUACCACGCUGCGGCUGAGCAGAUCACCAUGCAGGAGGGACACAAGCAAGGAGUUUUGAUUGAAGAGAACAACCGGAGUCUUGAUUAUCAAUCAGAGCCCAACCUGGACAUCCCGAACUACAGGAAGAGCUCACUUCACAAGACUUAUCAGUCCUCCCCACUCCAGAUAGACUCCUUCGCCGUGAAUUCGCGAUCCCUGAGCUUGAAGUCUGCCAGCAGGAGAGGGACAGACAAAGUGCCGCUGCACCCAAUAAAAUCAGAAGGAGCUGCUUCCACCCCCUACAAAAGCAUCUUUUCCCCCAACUCCCUAUCAAACAGAAAUGGAAGUCUGUCUUAUGACAGUUUGCUAAACUCCAUGUCCCCCUCUGGGAGGAAAUGCAUAGCCCAUUCUGCUGUUGGCUCUGUAGGGUACCAUUCGCCAUAUUUGUCAGCCAAAAUGUGCCACCUACGGGGGAGCGAGCUGCAGCGCCAGGCUCCACAGAGUUUCAGCCCGGUGCUGGGGGGCCCAGCACCGCACCAGCGGGACCCCUCUCCCGUCCGUUACGACAACCUUUCAAAAACCAUCAUGGCAUCCAUCCAGGAGAGGAAAGAAAUGGAAGAGAGGGAGAAGCUCCUCCUCUCACACCCGGAUUCGGUGUUUGCAGACUCGGGUGUGUAUGACACCCCUAGCUCUUACAGCCUUCAACAAGUCAGCGCGCUGUCUGAAGACCCUCGCAGCAUGGUGAUGAGAUAUGGCUCCAGAGACAAUUUGAUGACUGCGACCAGUUUUAGCACAAGGAACCCUAUAUUGCAGUCCUCGGUGUCUUCCCUCUCAAGUGCAAUGGCCAGGGCACCAAGGACUUCCACAACUUCCCUUCAAGCCGAUUUAGCCAAUAACAAUGUCCAGUCCCAUCAGGCACUACAGGCCAGGGUGAGCAAUGGCUCCUACAAGUCACCAGGCCAUCAGGUCCCAUCAUCUCCUACAGGGAUGCCUAGGUCACCCUCUUACGGAGGUCCGAAGGCUGUCUCAUUUGUUAACACUGUGGAAAUAACAGAGGUGCAAUCUGUGGGAGCACAAAGACGUGAACCACUGGCUCUUAUCAACCGGAAAAAGAAAAAUGAAGAGACUGGGGAAGAAGAACUUGCUUCCCGCCUAGAUCACUGCAAAGCAAAAGCUACCAGACACAUAUUCCUUAUCCGCCAUUCUCAGUACAACUUGGAUGGUCAGAUUGAUAAAGACAGAAUUCUGACCCAGCUGGGUCGUGAGCAGGCAGAGCUGACUGGGCGCAGGCUGGCAAGUUUGGGGUUGAAAUUUGAUACAAUUAUCCACUCCUCUAUGACCAGAGCAACGGAAACAACCGACAUCAUCAGCAAGCAUCUUCCAGGGGUCAAAAAAGUUAGUACUGACCUGCUAAGAGAGGGAGCACCUAUAGAACCAGUCCCUCCAGUAUCUCACUGGAAACCAGAAGCUGUGCAGUAUUAUGAAGAUGGGGCUCGUAUUGAGGCUGCUUUCCGAAACUAUAUUCAUAGGGCUGAUGCAAAGCAGGAAGAGGACAGCUAUGAGAUUUUUGUUUGCCAUGCCAACGUGAUCCGCUACAUAGUUUGCAGAGCAUUACAGUUCCCCCCGGAAGGCUGGCUUCGGAUGUCCCUGAAUAAUGGCAGUAUAACCCACUUGGUGAUCCGUCCUAGUGGAAGAGUGGCACUUAGAACACUUGGAGACACAGGAUUCAUGCCUCCAGAUAAAAUCACACGCACCUGAGUCUGUGCCGGUGAUGGCCAUCUGGGAGCUGCUUCUAGUCUCGCUGCACUAGUACAUCCGACUACUGUACCACUAAAUUUCUAUUUGUAAUAUCAGGGUAUGAUGCUGUUUUAAAAUUGUACUUUAAUCCCCUCUGCCUCCUUUGCAUACUCAUGUCUGCUUUUCAGUCCAAAAAAGACGACUUUGAAUUUCUUCAGAGUUCUAUGGAUUUUCCUUGUAUCACUUCAUAAAAUGAAGAGUGACACCUCCCCGCUCUGAGAUGUGGAGUAUGAAAAGACUGAUGAAAGGAUAUUUGUGCUCAACCAUUCGAGAGCACCACUUGCUUGUAAAGUAAAAAUUACUCUUCCUGUUGAGCUUUUGGUGAACUGAUUCCUAUGCUAUAGAGGGGUAUGACUACUAGUGCUUUCCCUGGUUGAAGUUAUGUAUGUGUUUAGCAGACACAGGGCAUACUGAAAUGAGGAGAGAAGUAUACAGCUGUGGUGGUAGAUUAGUGUGACUUUAAUGCUCCCUGCUUUGGAAGUUCAUUCCCCUAUUCUGAAAAAUACUCCUAGCAACAGUAUCUCACACGCUGAGAGAAGUCUUUUUGUAUCUACUGAAGCAGCUAGCAGCCACACACAUCUUGCUCCAGAAGGAAAGUAAAUGUUAAGACAGACUUUCUUCAUAAGCCAGUUUAUAAUACUACCUUGUCCUUAUGCCUGAAUGGGGCUUGUGGCAGUGAUAGUAGAGGGCUCUGCAGUAUAGAUAGUGCUUGUCUUAUGCAGGUAAGCUUUGAGAACAAACAAUCAAUCUGCCUCCACAUCACCCUGGACUAAGCUUGUCAAAGUACCUAACUCUCUAUUUGAUGCUGUUAAUUCCUAUAUACCUUUUUACACUCCAACCAUGAGUGCUCAGUUUGGGCAAAAUUCUGGUGCUAUACUAAUUUUUAUAGCAAACUAGUAUGAUGGUGAAAGAACAAAAAGAGUAUGGGAAGUUAGUUCUAGUCAGGUGAGAACAAGGUUCAUGCUCAUAACUGGACAUUUUACAACAUAAGCUUUUCUUGAAGAAAAUGCUAGGUACUCACCUCUGCCUUGUCAGAGCUAAUAUGAAAUUUUAAUUAUGAGAAACAGUGCCUAGCAACCUGUGCAGUUGAAACCAUGAACUCUUUCCACGCUGUUUAAGCCAUCUGGCUCUUGCAGUUGGAUCAGUUUAGUGAAACAGUUCUUUACUAAAGAACAUAAAACUUUGUAUAUGAAAAGGGGUGUGUGUGUGUGUGGGGGGGGGGGGUCUUCAGCAAUCACUGCAAGAAAUUGGAAUAAUUUUGUCUAUCAACUUUUUAAAAUAUUUGAAUAAAAAUUUAAGUGGUC